GCUGCACGCUCUGUGCUUCCAGCACCUUGCUCUGGUUCUUGCUCUUGUCUCACUACUUCCACGACCAACGCACUCUCUUCACUUUAUUCGCUUCUAUAGGCCGCGUCGAAUAGACCGUCUCUCACCCUGCAGGGGCAUAUACCCCAACGCCUCUCCUUUGAUUAACUUCAUUAGACUAUACCCUGGUUACGUCGGCCACAAUGGCUUCUUCUACCAAUAUCAAGGUCGUCUGUCGGUUUCGACCUCCCAAUUCGAUUGAGCAGCGUGAGGGGGGAGAGAUCGUAGUGUCAUUCGCUGAGAAUUUAGGUACGGUCUCGAUGCGCUCAGCGCAGCUCGGGUCAGGUCCCGAGAAGGAUGGAUUUACGUUUGAUCGAGUCUUUCCACCUGGUACCCAGCAGCAUGAGGUCUUUGACUAUGGAGUGAAAGAUAUUGUCAAGGAUGUACUCGAUGGUUACAAUGGCACGGUCUUCGCUUAUGGUCAAACUGGUUCCGGAAAGACAUUCACGAUGAUGGGUGCUGAUAUUGAUGACCCCGAACUGAAAGGUCUCAUUCCACGAAUCACCGAACAGAUAUUUCAAUCGAUUGUAGAGUCCGAUGCUCAUCUCGAGUACCUCGUAAAGGUAUCAUACAUGGAAAUCUAUUUGGAGAGAAUAAGGGAUUUGUUGGCACCCCAGAACGAUAAUCUUCAAGUACACGAGGAGAAGUCCAAGGGUGUCUACGUCAAGAAUCUCUCCGACUACUAUGUCAGCAGUGCCCGGGAGGUUUACGAAAUCAUGCGACAAGGUGGUGCAGCGCGAGUUGUUUCAUCAACCAACAUGAAUGCGGAAAGUUCACGGUCGCAUUCCAUCUUCCUCAUCACCAUCAAUCAGAAGAAUACUGAGACAGGUGCUCAGAAGAGUGGUAACUUGUACCUCGUCGAUCUUGCUGGUUCAGAGAAAGUUGGCAAGACCGGUGCAUCUGGCCAAACGCUCGAAGAGGCGAAGAAAAUCAACAAAUCUUUGUCUGCUCUCGGCAUGGUUAUCAAUGCGCUCACGGACUCAAAGGCUAAACACAUUCCUUACCGGGAUUCCAAACUCACUCGUAUCCUUCAAGAAUCACUAGGUGGAAAUUCCAGGACCACGCUCAUUAUCAAUUGUUCUCCCUCUUCGUAUAACGAGGCAGAAACACUUUCAACCCUUCGUUUUGGUAUCCGUGCUAAAUCGAUCAAGAACACUGCUCGUGUCAAUGCAGAGCUCUCACCGCUCGAACUCAAGGGUCUUCUUGCCAAAGCCCAGGCCGCCAACAGCAACUACCAGAAGUACAUUGCUGCACUCGAAGCCGAGUUGGCAGUUUGGCGUUCUGGUGGACAGGUCGAGCAAGCAGAUUGGGCAACGUCUGACAAGCCUGGUGCGGCCGCUGCUGCAGCUGCCAAGAAGCCCGCUACAUCACCUACACCUUCCUCCGUGAGGAGCAUGACCCCUGUUAACCCUGUCCUCGAGGGCCUGCGGAAUGACCUGGACAGCAGACCACAGACACCAACAGUUGUGGGUCUGGAUAAGGAUGAGCGUGAGGAGUUCUUGAGGCGAGAGAACGAGUUGAGCGAUCAGUUGGCUGAGAGAGAGUCCGCACUUGUGACUGCUGAGAAGCUUGUCAAGGAGUUGAAGGAGGAGCUCACAUUCCUCAAGGAGCAGGAGGCUUCGCUCUCGAAGGAGAACAAGACGAUGUCUGGUCAGCUGAACGAGCUUCGUUUGCAAGUAGAGCGCUUGGACUACGACAACAAGGAGAGCCUCAUCACUAUCGACAUUCUGAAGGAGCAGAAUCAGGAUGCGAAGAACGAGUUGGAAGAGUUCAAGAAGACUAUUGCCGAUCUCAAGGCUGCCCAGAAGGAUGCUUCUGCGGAAGACAAAGAGAAGCGUAAACAAGAGAAGAUGGCUCUCAUGAUGGCCAAAUUCGAUGCUCAAGGCACUUUCUCCGAGAAGGAUGAGCAACUUCGCUCAAUCCUGGCUAAGCUGGAUACCAUUGACAACGAUGCUGCAGUAUCAACUUUAUCGCAUGAUGACAUCGUUGCUCUUCGGCGACAGCUUGCAGAUGGGCAAACUCUCAUCCGCGAGUCUGUCGACCGCCUGAGGCAAAGUCAGGAGGAGAACGAGAUGCACACUCGCAGGCGUGAUGAGCUCGAAUCUCGAAUCUCUGCCCUUGAGGCUGAGUACGAGGAGCUCCUUGAGAAGACGAUUAACGAUGAGGAGGUCAGCAAUGUUGACGUUGGCGAGUCCAUGGCGGAGCUCAAGAACAAGCUCGAGGCACAGUAUGCAGCCAAGAGGGACGCUCAUGCUAGUGAAGUCCAAGACCUUAAGCAACAGCUUGAAAUCAAGGGCAAUGAGAUCCGAACUCUAAACGCCACGGUGGACAGCUUGAAGAGUGUUAAUGAAGAACUCAAGCGAGCCUUCGCUGUCACAUCAGCUGGCAUUGAAGGCGGAAAGAACCUCGCGGAGAGCGCUCAGGACUUGGAGCGCACCCGAAAGGCGAUAAGCGUACAGCUCGCUGAGUUCGAUGGCGUAAAGAAAUCGCUAAUGCGAGAUCUACAAAACCGUUGUGAGAAGGUUGUUGAGCUCGAGAUUCAGUUGGACGAAAUCAAGGAGCAGUACAACAAUGUUAUUCGUAACAGCAAUAGCAAGGCUCAGCAGAAGAAGAUGGCGUUCCUUGAGCGCAACUUGGAACAACUCACCUUGGUCCAGAAGCAGCUUGUGGAUCAGAAUUCCGCUCUGAAGAAAGAGGCAGGCAUCGCUGAGCGUAAGCUGCUUGCAAGAAAUGAACGCAUCCAGAACUUAGAAGCACUGCUGCAAGAUGCGGACCGCAGACUAGCAGUUCAGAAUCAGAAAUUCGAGGCGCAACUGCAAGCUGUGAAGGAGCGGUUGGAACAGGCUCGCGGUUCGUUUCCUCUCUUCACACACCAGUGUCGGUUUCCUGAAAGUUUUCUUGGUGUGUGUAGCACAAAAGGCCGCUUCAUCCCCUUUGAGCUUUGGGCGAAUUGCGAAGCCUUUGCGAGGUGGUGGAGGGGCCAACGCAUCCGUUGUCAAUACCAGCCCCAACUCAUCCUCUGUGAGCUCCGGAUCCGCAAAUCCCCUUGCGCGGUUACAGAACGAAGAAGGCUCCGGAUCGAAACGAGCGUCGUGGUUCUUCAACUCACGGUGAAGAUGACAUGAACCAGAUUGCUAGAUUUUAUUUCUCCAUUAAUACCACACACCCGUCGCAUUUGCUUGUAUGUUUUGCAUUACAUCCGCUGUUCACCGCUGCUCUUAAUACAUCUCUUUGGACACUGGAGUAUUGGUCGAACACAGGCGGCUCGAUGCUCCAGUCCUCAGGCGCAAGUGAUCCAGUCAGCAAGCACCCCGCGGCCCGAGUCCGCUUAGCGAAGAUGGGCACAUUCUCGGCCGCAAGAUGAUUGGACCAGUCGCGACUAACUGUGCUAAGCGAUGUCGGGGAAAUAUCUGUGUCAUUAAUAUUGCGCUAGGUAACGGCGGCAGUGAAGCCUAAUAUGAUACAGGUCGCCGUCCGGUGGUCGGCAUCCGGUGAGUACGUUGAGCAUGUCGUUCAGCAGCUCGUCCUCGCUGUGGGCAAUAUGUGGCAUGAUUCCUCGCCACAGGGGGGAAGUUAUAUGCCCUGCGGUGAACAACGCCAACAUAGCGACGCGCGGAUGCAAAAGUUCCUGAAACUCGAAGGUGAUCGGGGUUGUCGCCUCGGCGGAAGUGAUUGAAGCUAUGAUCCAUAUUCCCCAAACGGGCAAGCGAGGUCCAGCACAAUGGCAAGUCGAUACGAAGAACGUUACACGUGGCGUAAUGAUUUGACCCAACUCUUGGUCCCGACGCGUUCAAGCCCUGCCUGCGUUGCUCUCUCGCCGUCUGGCAGAGGCUGUCGGUUUCCUCUCUUUUUCUCUCCUUUUUUCCUCUGCUGUUCCUUUAGAAAGCACUUCACAAACUCUUAUUGUGGAUCUUUGUACCGGUUUCUUACUAAUUUGUGAGUCCUGCGUCUGUCGCGGAGUUGACUUGUGCCUUUACCCGCAGGGUCUUUGACGUAUAACCUUCGACUUUUCAACUCUCUUGCUCCGCGUUGCUCUUGUUGUUGUCUUGCUGAUACACGUUGUCAGUGUAGUUAAUCCUAUAGCACUGGUGAUUCAU
Molecule: messenger RNA, 4154 nt
Organism: Somion occarium
Lineage: Eukaryota; Fungi; Basidiomycota; Agaricomycetes; Polyporales; Cerrenaceae
Source: the annotation of a GenBank genome assembly